AUGAGCAGCGAGGCCAAGACCCAGCAGCCACCCGCUGCCCCCCCCGCCCCCGCCCUCAGCACCACCAACACUAAGCCCAGCAUCACCAGCAGAGAAGGAGGGAGUGGCAGUCCUGGCGGCCUCACUUCGGCAGCUCCCGCUGGCGGGGACAAGAAGGUCAUCGCAACGAAGGUUUUGGGAACGGUAAAAUGGUUCAAUGUAAGAAACUGUUAUGGUUUCAUGAACAGGAAUGACACCAAGGAAGAUGUAUUUGUACACCAGACUGCCAUAAAGAAGAAUAACCCCAGGAAGUACCUUCGCAGUGUAGGAGAUGGAGAGACUGUGGAGUUUGAUAUUGUUGAAGGAGAAAAGGGUGCGGAGGCAGGUAAUGUUACAGGCCCUGGUGGCGUUCCAGUGCAAGGCAGUAAAUAUGCAGCUGACCGUAACCAUUACAGAUGUUAUCCACGUCGCAGGGGUCCUCCAUGGAACUACCAGCAGAAUUACCAGAAUAGUGAGAGUGGGGAAAAGAAAGAGGGAUCAGAGAGUGCUCCAGAAGGCCAGCCUCAACAACGCCGUCCCUACCGCAGGCGGCGGUUCCCAAGUUACUAUAUGCGGAGACCCUAUGGGCGUCGACCACAGUAUUCCAACCCUCCUGUGCAGGGAGAAGUGAUGGAGGGUUCUGACAACCAGGGUGCAGGAGAACAAGGUAGACUAUGGAGACAGAAUAUAUAUCAGGGUUAUAGACCACGAUUCCGCAGGGGCCCUCCUCAUCAAAGAUAGCCUAGAGAGGAAGAUAAUGAAGAAGACAAAGUGAACCAAGGAGAUGAGACCCAGGGUCAGCAGCCACCUCAAAGUUGGUACCGCCGUAAGUUCAAUUACCAACUCAGACGCCCAGAGAACCCUAAACCACAAAGUGGCAAAGAGACAAAAGCAGCUGAACCACCAGCUGAGAAUAUGUCUGCUCCCAAGGCUGAGCAGGGCGGGGCUGAGUAAAUGCCGGCUUACCAUCUCUAACAUCAUCCGGUUUAGUCAUCAUACAAGAAGAAAGAAUAUGAAAUUCCAGCAAUAAUAAGAAAUGAACAAAAGAUUUGGAACGGAAGACCUAAGUGCUUGCUUUUUGCUGUUGACCAGAUAACUAGAACUCUCUGCAUUAUCUAUGCAGUGUGGGUUUUUUAUUAUUUUUACCUAAAGAUGUCUCUUUUUGGGAAUGACAAACAUGUUUUUUAAAAUGCCUGGUUUUCUCAAUACACCUUUAAAGGUUUUUAAAUUGUUUCAUAUCUGGUCAAGUUGAGAUUUUUAAGAACCUCAUUUUUAAUUUGUAUAAAAGUAUACCUGAUUUUUUCAAAAAUCUACAAAUUGCAAGCACCUGUUAAUAAAGGUCUUUAAAUAAU
Gracilinanus agilis (Agile Gracile Mouse Opossum) is the source of this 1370-nucleotide messenger RNA. RefSeq names its product Y-box-binding protein 1-like. NCBI's taxonomy places the organism in Eukaryota, Metazoa, Chordata, Mammalia, Didelphimorphia, Didelphidae. Gene Ontology annotation, molecular function: nucleic acid binding. Gene Ontology annotation, biological process: regulation of gene expression. The record is from RefSeq and is a predicted model, not a curated record. Gene Ontology annotation, cellular component: nucleus.